GGAGCGCGAGCAGGCUGCCUCGCAGACUUCUCUCAAUACAGUCAGAGUGAACUGCGGGGGCACGCGGAGUGGAUUUCUGCAGUCACCGACAGCGGAAAGAGCCUCAAAUAACGAUUUUUUUAUUGAGCUGUUUCGACUCAAAGACCCGCUUUUGUGUUAUUUUUCGCUUGUUUGUUUUGGAACUCGAAAAACAGAACUUCUCUUGAGUUUGGAGAAAAUUUUUUCAGAUAUGGACAGUCGGCGACCCGCUGCAGGGAGCGACUGGCCAGUGUACCCUCAGUAGACUUGGGAAUAAAACUGUGAACUCGCCUUCUGGCUUUUUUUUACUGGAUGUUUCAUGAAGCGCUUCGCAUUUUUGGUCAGUUCUGGGACACCGUGGAUUUACCAGGUUCGGAAACGGAUAGAUACUCGUGACUCACUGUCGACGACCAGAAGGAUUUACGCUUCUAAAGUUGAAGGGAAAACAUGGAGACUGUAAAUCGGCAGAGCUUCCAGCCUCACCCGGGACUGCAACAAACUCUCAAGCAGUUUCACCUCAGCUCUAUGAUCUCUCUGGGCGGACCGGCGGCUUUCUCUGCCCGGUGGCAACAUGAGCUCCUGUUCAAGAAGGACGGAAAGGAGCCCGAGCCGGCUCUGCAGCAUCUGCCGCCCCCGGUGAUGCCGGGCCCGCUGUUUAUUCCGUCGGACCGCUCCACUGAGAGGUGCGAGACUGUGCUGGAGAGCGAGACCAUCUCCUGCUUCGUGGUCGGCGGGGAGAAGCGACUGUGUCUGCCGCAGAUCCUCAACACGGUGCUGCGGGACUUCACCCUGCAGCAGAUCAACUCAGUUUGCGAUGAUCUGCACAUCUACUGCUCCCGGUGCACGGCGGACCAGCUGGAGAUCCUCAAAGUCAUGGGGAUCCUGCCCUUCUCUGCACCGUCCUGCGGUCUCAUCACCAAGACGGACUCCGAGCGGCUCUGCAACGCCCUGAUCUACGGAGGCGCCUACCCUCCGCGCUGCAAGAAGGAGCUGAGCGGAGGCUCCCUGGAGCUGGAGCUCACUGAGAGGAGCUUCAAAGUCUAUCACGAGUGUUUCGGCAAGUGCAAGGGGUUGUUCGUGCCGGAGCUGUACACCAACCCCAACGCAGCGUGCAUCCAGUGCAUGGACUGCAGACUCAUGUACCCUACCCAUAAGUUCGUGGUGCACAGUCACAAGGCACAGGAGAACAGGACUUGCCACUGGGGAUUCGACUCGGCCAACUGGAGGGCGUACAUUCUCCUGGGCCAGGAUUACUCGGGGAAAGAGGAGAAGGCCCGUAUGGAGCAGCUCCUGGACGAGAUCAAGGAGAAAUUUGACUUCGCCAACAAGUACAAGAGGAAAGCAUCGUCCAGGUUCAUCCCUGGGAUCAGGGAGGUCACUGAUACCAGAGCUUACUCCAAUGGAAGCCCCCUCCCCCAUCAUCAUCAUCUGACCUGUAUGGGCCUCUCCCAGAAUCCAACAGUGGAACAAAAUGUCCGGCUCCUGAGUGGAAAGUGCCAGUACGUGCUGGCUAGCCGGCUCAACUUUGAGGCUGCCCAGCGCCCUGCAGGGAACCAAAGGGCCUCUUUGUGCUCUGCGCUCACAAAGAUGUACCCCGAGCAGCAAAAAACUACACCCUAA
This is a messenger RNA of Notothenia coriiceps (black rockcod), 1638 nucleotides long. RefSeq names its product ski oncogene-like. NCBI's taxonomy places the organism in Eukaryota, Metazoa, Chordata, Actinopteri, Perciformes, Nototheniidae. Bases 466 to 1638 code for a protein of 390 amino acids. Gene Ontology annotation, cellular component: nucleus; cytoplasm; transcription regulator complex. The transcript has 3 exons. Gene Ontology annotation, biological process: negative regulation of BMP signaling pathway; negative regulation of transcription by RNA polymerase II; negative regulation of transforming growth factor beta receptor signaling pathway. The record is from RefSeq and is a predicted model, not a curated record. Gene Ontology annotation, molecular function: SMAD binding; DNA-binding transcription factor activity, RNA polymerase II-specific; RNA polymerase II cis-regulatory region sequence-specific DNA binding.